Molecule: messenger RNA, 924 nt
Organism: Caenorhabditis angaria
Lineage: Eukaryota; Metazoa; Nematoda; Chromadorea; Rhabditida; Rhabditidae
Source: the annotation of a GenBank genome assembly
AUGACUUCGAUAUUUGCUAUACUAAUAGUGAUUAUUAUUGUCUCAGAUUUAUUAACCACUUAUAUUUUGCGCGGAAUAUUGUGGUCAUUUGUAAUUUCGAUAUGUGUAUUCAUCUAUGCCUUCAAUCAAAUAGUUGUUCCAAUUCAAAAUCUUCUAAUAUUCUUGUUGGCUCUUCAAAGAUUCUUUUUAUAUUUUUAUCCAAAUUCUGAGAAAUAUAUUGUUCCAAGUGAAAAACGAUUCCGAUGUUUCCUCAACUGGCUAUACUUCAUUUUCAUUUCUGGAAGUAUAUUUAACAUUAUGUUCCUUGUGAAAUGUUGGUGGGAGAAUUCAUCUUUUAAUGAGGGAAUUGAUUACGAUCCAAGUUGGUCCAUUCUAAAUUCUGUAAGAAAUACAGUUAUUUCAAUUUCUGUUCGAAAAAUUUUAUUAUAGGCGAUUUAUAUAAUCCUGGACCUUGUUGUGAUGUUAUCAUCAAUAUUUUAUAUAAGUAUUCUGAUAAGUGUUCGGAAAAUUACAACCAUGGCUUCAAGUUUUAUGAGAAACCGCCCAGAAAAAGUGAUAUUCUACCAAACUUUGGUUUUAUUAGUUGUCAAAAUUCUCUGCGUCCCAAUGUGUAUAAUAUAUGCAUGGUCAAUGAAAAUGCAAAACCUUACUAUGAACAAAGCUUUCAAUGUGGUAAUAUCAUUUCUUUUCGUUUUCCAAGCAAAUCAUUUAAUGUUUAAGAUCUAUUACUCCAUGUUCUUAAUUGAUAUGUUAACAACUCCAAUAGUAUUCCAAAUCACAUAUAUUUUCUGCAACAAAACAAAUCUUGACAUUCUUCUGAAAAUGAAUUUCAGAAAAUUGAAAACUUGGAUGAUUGUUUGUUGCGGAGCAUCUUCAAAGAUGAUUGAAAAUCACCAUGAAGUAUAUAGCACGAGCAAAACAUAG